Hordeum vulgare subsp. vulgare (domesticated barley) is the source of this 2263-nucleotide messenger RNA. RefSeq names its product protein NRT1/ PTR FAMILY 5.8-like. Gene Ontology annotation, cellular component: membrane. Lineage: Eukaryota; Viridiplantae; Streptophyta; Magnoliopsida; Poales; Poaceae. The record is from RefSeq and is a predicted model, not a curated record. The transcript is spliced from 4 exons. Gene Ontology annotation, biological process: transmembrane transport. The coding region runs from base 230 to 1804 and encodes 524 amino acids. Gene Ontology annotation, molecular function: transmembrane transporter activity.
GUGCCAUUGGCUGCGGAUUCCACUUCCUGCCUCCCCGGCUCGUGCAAGCUCCGUAGCCUUGCUUGCAUGCAUACGUUGGCGCGCAAUGCGCAAUCGCGUGUAGGGCAUAAAUCAUAUCGACGGAUUCCCGCUGUCUCCUCAUUUUUGUAAGUAGGUGAGCCGUCAGCUGAAGAAGCAAACCCAGGUGCCGCUCCGUUUGUUGCUGGUCGAUCGUCGCCCACCGGCGCUCAUGACGACGGAGAAGGGAUCGUCGGCGUCGCUGGCCCGGCCGUGCAUCCUGAUCAUAGUGGUGGCCGGCGUGGAGAGGUUCGCGUUCAAGGGGGUGGCGUCCAACAUGGUGAAUUACCUCACCGGAGUCGUCGGGAUGAGCACGGCGGCGGCGGCCCAGAACGUGAGCGCGUGGGUAGGGAUCACCUCCAUGCUGCCGCUCGUCAGCGCCGUCCUCGCCGACUCCUACUGGGAUCGCUACUCCACCGUCACCGCAUCAUCCUUGCUCUACGUCGCGGGGCUGGUAGGACUAGCCUCAUGGGCAAUGCUUCACAAAUGGAUGCCAUGGGCGACGCUCUUCUUGCCACUCUACCUGAUCUCGAUCGGGCAAGGCGCGUACAGCCCUUCGCUGCAAGCCUUCGGCGCCGACCAGCUCGACAUCGGAGACGAGAACGAGGAUGACGCGGCGUCGGGCACCACGGCGGAGGAGAAGGGCAAGGUGAAGAGCGCCUUCUUCCACUGGUGGUACUUCGGCAUAUGCUGCGGCAGCCUCCUGGGGAACACCACCAUGUCCUACGUCCAGGACACCGUCGGCUGGGGCAUCGGCUUCGCCAUCCCCGGCGCCGCCAUGGCCCUCUCCAUUGCGGCGUUCCUUUGCUGCACCCCUCUCUACAGGAAGAUCAGUCAGCCAAGAAGCGGUGACAGGUCUUCUUCCGAGAGCGUCUUCAGAGCUCUCAAGUCACUCCUGGCGAGCGUUUCUGCCGGAAAGAUCCGUUUGUCGUCGAGACAUGGUGGCGAAGACGACGGCGACGACAAGAACAAUGCUUCCGAGCUUGAGUUGCAGGAGAAGCCCUUGAAAUUAGCUAAGCUAACUGACCCGAAAGAGGCCAACAAACCCGGCGUGGCCAAGGUCAUCCUCAGGCUGCUGCCGAUCUGGACGGUGCUGCUCAUGUUCGCGGUGAUCUUCCAACAGCCGAUGACCUUCUUCACGAAGCAGGGCACGCUGAUGGACCACCGUGUGGGUGGCGGCGCCUUCGUGAUCCCGCCAGCGACGCUCCAGAGCACAAUCACCGUGUCCAUCAUCAUCAUCAUGCCGCUCUACGACAGGGUGAUCAUCCCCCUGAUCGGCGUGGUCACCAGGAACAGCAAGGGGAUCACGGUGCUCCAGCGGAUCGGCGUGGGCAUGGUUUUCUCCAUCGUUGCCAUGGUCAUCGCGGCCCUCGUUGAGUCCCGGCGUCGCCACGAGGCGGCCGGUCAGAUGAACAUUGCCUGGCUGCUCCCGCAGUACGUGCUGCUGGGCGUCUCGGAUGUAUUCACCGUCGUGGGGAUGCAGGAGUUCUUCUACUCGCAGGUCCCCGACACCAUGAGGACCAUCGGCAUCGGGCUCUACCUCAGCGUCUUCGGCGUCGGCAGCCUCGUCGGCACGCUGCUGAUCGCGGCGAUCGAGGUGGCCACGGCGGGGGGCGCCGGAAAGGGCCACGGCUGGUUCUCGGACGAUCCCCGCGAGGAGCGCCUGGAUAACUACUACUGGUUCUUGGUGCUCCUGAGCUCCAUUAGCUUCUUGAUUUUCACACAGCUUUGCAGGUGCUACCAUUAGCGUUGGUUUGAUGCCAAUGUUUGCCAUUUAGUCAGAUAUUAGCCACUAAUUGGUUGCCUUCUAAUGAUCUAGCCAACCUCACAUAAGGCCCUGCUUGAAAUCGGUGUAAGAUAGAUCCGUAUUUAAUAUAUAGGUGUAUAUUACGGGCCGUAGCGUAAUUUUCGUCUGAAAUGAAAACAACGGCCGGAGGUGUUAUAUCAUUUUACAGGUGUAUCUACGAGCUAAGCGAUAAUCCAAACGGGAUCUAAGUCUUGGAUUUGCCAAUUUUUGGACUGCCUAAAAUUUGGUAGCAAACCAAACAUAUGCUCAGAAUUAUGUGGCAUUCUUACUGUUGCAUGCGUGCAACUUACACACUAGCUGACAGGGUGAGCUGUGUGUGUUCUGCUUUUGUAAAACUCUUGUGCAUUAUAGGUUGUGUAAAGAGAGCUUACCAAAGAAUGAAAGAAACUAAAGUUGCAU